Molecule: messenger RNA, 1653 nt
Organism: Aphanomyces astaci
Lineage: Eukaryota; Oomycota; Saprolegniomycetes; Saprolegniales; Verrucalvaceae
Exons: 1
Coding region: 15-1583 (522 amino acids)
Biological process (GO): attachment of GPI anchor to protein
Cellular component (GO): GPI-anchor transamidase complex
Source: RefSeq, a predicted model, not a curated record
GUCCAAUUGUAUCGAUGAGGUUUGCGGUACUGGUCACGGCAGGCAUCGCGGCUUCGAUUGCCGCCACUGCCGCACCUGUUGGGGAACAAGACAGCCGGCUCGAGUACACAGAAGGUCUUACCCUUCGACCCCUUCCCCAUGUGGGCAAGGCCGUGGCGCAUUUCCAUUUCGAUCUUACGACGACAUCAGCGGCGUCGAGCCAAGCUCAUUUCGACGUGUUUCCCCAGAGCCUUCGACACGUGGUUCAAAAGUACAACGUCGAGGACCUCGAGUUGACGUUCACAACAGGGCUGUGGCGCCAUGAACAAUGGGGUAGCAUCCUAGGCAACGGCCCGCAUGGAGUUUCGCUGCAGGCGACGAUGCACGAUCCUUCGCAUUGGACGGGGCUGACUCAGCAACUGGCAGGACUCUUCUCGGCGUCUCUGAACAAGAUGGACGCCUCGACAGUCUACACCACGAACUCUUCUUCAUCUACAACAAGUAUCCACGGCAUGCUUCCGCGCGAAGAGCUGUGCACAGAGAACCUCAGUCCAUGGCUCAAGAUGCUUCCCUGUCGAACGCACGGCGGCCUUGGCGCGUGGGUUCGACCUGUGACGCUGCUGGACUCGGACUUCCUCUCCAUUAAGGUACGCGUCGUCCACGACCAUGGCACGCUGCGACUCCAUCAAUCGCUCACGGUGGUGCGGCGAGUGGAUCCCACGUGGUCAUUGCAGUCGCUGCUCGGCCUCACGUCUUCGCCGACGUCUGCAUGUGCUUUGGCGCGCUCUAGUGUCGUGGCUACGGACCUCGCGUUCGUCGGCUCGUCUGCCACAUCCCCCGGCACACGUAACAACCCCGUGGACCACUCAACUCUCCACCAAGUCUCCUUUGCAUCGGCAGCGGCGACCACUCCCUCGCCGUGGCUGGUCCGAUCUGAUUCUGAGUCUGAUUCCACUUCUGCGUCUACUACCUGGCGAGGCGUCAGCGGCCAUCGCUACUUGACAGGAUACGGUCAAGUUCGCGGCGGCAUUGGCCUGCAGCUGACCAACCACCACCCAACCAAUGCCAUCCACGUGGCCUACCACGAAACCAUGCCAUGGUAUCUUCGCGUGUACUUUAGCACCGUUCGACUUCGAUUGAAUGGUGUGGAUGUGGAUCCGUUGACGCUGCCGUCGUUUCACGUCACAGUGCCCACCUCGUCGUCUCAGCAUAAACACCUUCGUGCACCGUAUGAACUGCACUUUGCAGUGGAGAUUGCCCCUCUGUCGCAGCUAAGUCUAGCGUAUUCGUUCGACAAGACGUUUCUGCCCAUGGGGGCCCACCCCCCCGACUCGAACCGUGGCUUUGAUGUGCCACCGGCGUCCUGGACAGUGGACGGUGUCACAUAUUUCACGGAGCCGCUGCUUGUGCCCCUGCCCACCCCCGACUUUAGUAUGCCAUACAAUGUGAUUGUACUCACAUCCACCGUGGUGGGGAUGAGCAUUGCGAUCGUGGUGAACACGCUCGUGAACCACGAACGACGUACCAACUUGCUGCUCACACUCGUGCACAAGCUUAAACGAGCGUUUGCAUCUGCGAACAAGAACAAGGAAAAGAGCGACUAACUACGAACAUUACUACAUAGUAGUACAUUGAAACGUUGAUGAUAUUAAUACUUAAGAUCGAUGGAAGGUG